GUUUGUGGAGUUUUUACAAUAAUGAUAAUUGGUUUUUGAUCAAUAUGGUUUUUGAACAAUGUUCAAUGACAUUUCUUUCUUGCUACUAAGACAUAACAAAAAUAUAGAAGAAUUAGAAGUCUUGGAAAAGGUAUUUUGGUAUAAUCUGUUUUAAAGGGCUGAUUUUGACAACGUUUCCCCUUUGUUCUUGGCAAGCAGAUUCACUUUUACUGUGGCUAAUAUCUUCCUCGUAAAACAUGCGGGCUUGCUCAAGUGUUGUUUUUUAUUGUUCUUUGGAGUUUGGGCAGGGCUAUCCUUGGGCUUGUAUUUUAAUUCAGAUAUUGGGAUGAAGAAGAAAAGGGGUCAUGGCCUGGUGGUGAGGGCUGGGAAGGCUGCCCUUUGUCAAACUAAGAGGAAUAGGUCUCGGAAGUCUUUGGUUCGUACUCAUGGAUUCCGCAAAAGAAUGAGAACAACUAGUGGAAGAGCCAUCUUGAAGCGUCGACGUGCCAAGGGUCGAUGGGUCCUUUGCCCAAAGUCCUAUCCAAAUAGAGGGAAACGUGCCUAACUAUUUCUUUUAUUCAGGUACAAUUGGUAAAUGUAAUAUUAAUUGAUAUUCAGUAAAUGAUUUAGGCGAACUUGAUCACAUUCUCUUUUUUUCUGCUUCCUCUGUGCAAUUGUUUUAAUUGAAAUUCACAAUGAUUAUAUUCAACCUUUUUCUGUCCUUGUGUUCAUUAUAGCUGUUCUCACUUCUCGCUCUUAGGCAUCGACAACAAUCUAUAAAAGUAAUAAGUUAUG
Messenger RNA from Rubroshorea leprosula, 774 nucleotides. The record is from the annotation of a GenBank genome assembly. Lineage: Eukaryota; Viridiplantae; Streptophyta; Magnoliopsida; Malvales; Dipterocarpaceae.